Molecule: messenger RNA, 1900 nt
Organism: Ceratotherium simum simum (southern white rhinoceros)
Lineage: Eukaryota; Metazoa; Chordata; Mammalia; Perissodactyla; Rhinocerotidae
Gene: UNC93A
Product: unc-93 homolog A
Source: RefSeq, a predicted model, not a curated record
AUGGAAAGCAGCCUGAAGAACGUCCUGGUGGUCUCCUUUGGAUUUCUCCUUCUCUUUACUGCCUUUACUGGCCUGCAGAAUCUGCAGAGCAGCCUGUACACAGAGAAAGGCCUGGGGGUGGCGGCCCUCAGCACCAUCUAUGGGGCGGUGCUUGUGUCCUCCAUGUUCCUCCCACCUGUUCUCAUUAAGAAGUUCGGCUGCAAGUGGACCAUCGUCAUCUCCAUGUGCUGCUACGUGGCCUUCUCCCUGGGAAACUUCUAUGCCAGCUGGUACACCUUGAUCCCCACCUCCAUCCUGCUGGGACUGGGAGCCGCUCCGCUGUGGUCCGCUCAUUGCACAUACCUCACGAUCAUGGGAAACACAUAUGCAGAGAAGGCAGGAAAAAUUGGCAAAAAUGUAAUGAACCAGUAUUUUGGCAUCUUCUUCCUCAUAUUCCAGUUAUCCGGCGUGUGGGGCAACCUGAUCUCGUCUCUGGUAUUUGGCCAAAAGCCCACUCAAGGUGCCAUCCCAGAGGAGCAGCUCCUGUCCUGUGGGGCCAGUGACUGCCUGAUGGCCACGGCAUCCACCAACAGCACCCAGCGUCCCUCCCAGGAGCUGAUCUACACCCUGCUGGGCAUCUACACGGGGAGUGGAGUGCUGGCAGUGCUGCUCAUAGCCGUAUUUCUCCAACCCAUAGAAGACGCCCAGCAGAAAAGCAAAGGAGAGGAAAAGCCACCAUCUUUCUGGUCCACUUUACUGUCAACUUUCAAGCUUCUCAGAGAUAAACGUCUGUGUCUCCUCGUUCUGCUGCCAGUGUACAGUGGAUUCCAACAAGCCUUCAUCACUGGAGACUACACGAGGUCGUACGUCACCUGCGCCUUGGGGAUCCACUUUGUCGGCUACGCGAUGAUCUGCUUCUCGGCCACCAACGCGUUGUGCUCUGUGCUGUACGGAAGGAUCUCCCAGUACACAGGCAGGAUCGCUCUCUACAUGCUGGGCACGGUGGUCCACCUCUCCUGCAUAAUCGCCCUCUUGCUGUGGAAACCACACCCUAACCAGCUGGCUGUGUUCUUCGUAUUUUCUGGCCUUUGGGGCACGGCCGACGCCGUCUGGCAGACACAAAACAAUGUUCUCUAUGGCGUUCUGUUUGAGAAGAACAAGGAGGCCGCCUUCGCUAACUACCGCCUGUGGGAAGCCGUGGGGUUCGUCAUUGCAUUUGGAUACAGCACGUUUUUAUGCGUCUAUGUCAAACUCUACAUUCUCCUCGGGGUCCUGAGUCUGACCAUGGUGGCAUAUGGAAUUGUCGAGUAUGUGGAGUCCAAGAACCUGGCCCGGCCACUGGCGGGAGAAGAGACAAAACCAGCAGAGGAAGAAGAAGUACAGACAAGACUGUGAAAGCAGCCACCCCAUGGGAGGUGAUCUCGGAGGGCAUCAGCAAGAGUUUUAUUUGAAGAUGCCUCAGAGUUUAAAGUUGAUUCUUCACAACUAUUUCAGCAAUAGAUGGCCAUUCUGAAGACAUAAAAAGGUUUCAUUUCUCAUGUAAUUUUUUUUCUAUUCUAUCAAAUUUUCCAUCCACCAUCUCAUCAGUAGAGAUCAAGAGGAUCCAUGAAGGAAUCAGUUACUUUCAGAUACAAAAGAAAAAAGUUUAGGGUCCAAUCAGCCAACUGGAACUUGUUUAGAAUCAUAGAAUCAACAACUUACAUUUGUUUUUGUGGUUGUCAUUGUUGUGUUUAAGAAUUGGAAGGCUGUUUAAAAUAAAGCAGUCCAACACCAUAAUUUUCCAAGUGUGUAAACUGACAUCCAGGCAGGUCAGCUGACUACCUCCCAGAGUCAGUAAAGGCAAAGCCGGAGUAGGGUUUACGUCUCUUGAGACUUAUGGAGUAUGAGUUUCUAAAUAAAUGCAAUUAUGUCAUGGACUUAA